AUGAAUAGGCAGGCUUUGCUUUUGCACGGCUUGUGUUGCAUUGGACCACACCUAAUAGCCGCCCUAAUUUCUCCCGUUUACGAUAUCAAAUCGUGGUACGAUGCCAUCGCUGCCAUACCAAUCGUCCUUUCGGUAUGCAUAGCUUUACGCAAUAAAUUUUUCUUCCGUGGCAUCCUUCACGUCGCCUGCAUCCUCCUCGGCAUUAUCAGCCAGGAAGUGUCACGUCAACCACGCAGCAUUGACUGGAACCAACUGGGAAAUCCGCAAUUUAUCCCUAUCUAUUUGUGCACGACACACGUAAUUAAAGGUAUAGGAACUUGCGUGAAAUUAUUUCCGUCGGCGGUAGUCAUUAACUCUCCCAACAAAUACACGGCCAGCUGGAGAGACUACGUAGGAUGGAGCAUGUCCAUUCUUUCCAGUGUUUACUUUCUGCAAGAGCCAAAUAUCUACCGAAAUAAUAAGGGAAUGGCCGAGUGGCGAAGGACAUUUGCCCAGGUUGAAACACUUCACUGGGCAGGAUUAGCUUUGAGUGCUUCCACUAAUUUUGAAGCGUUCGGGUGGUUCUUCGUUCUGUUUAAUUCACUCCAAUCGCUUCUAGCUCAUAGUUUCUUUUAUAGCUACACCGAUGAUCGUUGACGUUGAAAUACGAACAUAGGGAAACAAGCAAUAGUGAGGAGGUAGUAUUAUAAGAGAAGUAUUUUCUAUGAUACUUACCGACGGGGGAAAAUUCGAAGCUGAACGCACAAGUGAUACGAGAGUUAAUGUAAUGGUUCCUCGUGACUUGCAAAUAGUUCCAGAAAUAUGUUUCAAUUGUGGUAUAGCGACGUCAUUCUUCUUUCAAUUGAAAAAUAUCGUGCUGAAAAAUCAUGUAAACUGGGGAUCACAUUCUCGGCAUUGCAAGUGAGCCAAUUCCUUACCGCUAACAAUAAGCUAACCAAAACGAGAAAUUCUUACAUAACUAACCUGUAAAUAUGAAUUUGGUAACAUACCAUUUGCUCAUCCAUGUCGAUACCUCGAUUCAUUCCUCCCGUUCAACGUUUAUCAAGUUUUCAU
Messenger RNA from Daphnia carinata, 1053 nucleotides. RefSeq lists its product as uncharacterized. Bases 1 to 636 code for a protein of 211 amino acids. The record is from RefSeq and is a predicted model, not a curated record. The transcript is spliced from 4 exons. Lineage: Eukaryota; Metazoa; Arthropoda; Branchiopoda; Diplostraca; Daphniidae.